AUGGCGGCGGCCGCGCCCAGGGAGCCGCCUCAGGACAGUGUGACAUUUGAAGAUGUGGCUGUGUACUUCUCCUGGGAGGAAUGGGGUCUUCUUGAUGAGGCUCAGAGACGCCUAUACCAUGAUGUGAUGCUGGAGAUCUUUGCACUUGUGACCACCCUGGGUUGCUGGCAUGGAGCAGAGGAUGGGAAGGCACCUUCAGAGCAGGCUGCUUCUAUAGGAGUGUCACAGGUCAGGACUCACCAUGCAGGCUCACAUCCCCAGAAGGCACACCUCUGUGGGAUAUGUUGUCUGGUCUUAAAAGACAUUUUGGGUGUGGCUCUGCAUCAGAGAACACGUCCGCAGUUGAGAUCUUACACAUGUAGGAAACAAGUCUGUUUCACUGCAAACCUUCACCAGCAUGGGAAGCAGCAUAGUGGAGAGAAACUGUUGAAAUGGGCUUCAUUUGUGAAGAGCUGCAGGUCCCAUGUGUCAGGGAAGUCCUUUACCAAUGGGGAGGUUGAUAAGGAUUUCCUCACCAGUUCAGGCCAGCACCAGCACCAGGCCACUCAUAAUGGGCAGAAACCACACAGUUGCACCGUGUGUGGGGAAGCUAUUCACAGUGGGAAGAGCCGUUGCAGUUGGUGUGAAUGCAAGAAAACCUUUAGCCACAAAUACACUCUUGCUGAACGCCUGAGUGUCUGCACUGGAGAAAGGCCUUAUGAGUGCAGUGAAUGUGGGAAAUCCUUCACCCGAAGGUUUAACCUCUUCCAGCAUCAGAAAGUCCACACCGGAGAAAGGCCCUAUAAAUGCAAUGAAUGUGGGAAAUUCUUCACUCACAUCUCCAGUUUCAUUCAACACCAGAGAAUUCACACUGGGGCAAAGCCUUAUAAAUGCAGCAGAUGUGGGAAAUUCUUUGGCCAGAGCUCCAGCCUUAUUGUACACAAGAGAGUUCACACUGGAGAAAAGCCUUAUGAGUGCAGUGAAUGUGGAAAAUCCUUUAGCCAAAGCUCCAGUCUCAUUAAACAUCAGAGAGUUCACACUGGAGUGAGGCCUUAUAAGUGCAGUGAAUGUGGAAAAUGUUUUGGUGACACCUCCAGCCUCAUUAAACACCGUAGAGUUCACACUGGAGAGAAACCUUAUGAGUGCAGGGAAUGUGGGAAAUUUUUUAGCCAAAGUUCUGGCCUCAUUCAACACCAGAGAGUUCACAGUGGAGAAAGACCUUAUGAGUGUAAGAUAUGUGGGAAAUCCUUUACCCGCAACUCUGACCUCAUUCAACACAAAAGGGUUCACGCUGGAGAGAGGCCUCAUGAGUGCAGGGAAUGUGGAGAAUUCUUCAGUGACACCCAGUUUGCUCAACACCAAAAAAUUCACAUCAGAAAAAGGUCUCAUGAGUGCAACAAAUGUGCAAAAGCUUUCAGCCGAAGGUCUAACCUCAUUAGACACCAGAAAGUUUACCACCACACGGAAAGGCCAUAUGUGUGCAGCAAAUGUGGGAAAGCCUUCAGUCAGUGGUCUGCCGUGAUUCAGCACCAGAAAGUUCACAAUGCAGAUCGGCUUUAUGAGUGCAGUGAAUGUGGGAAAGCCUUUAGCCGAAGGUGUAACCUCAUCCGACACAAAAAAGUCCACACUGGAGAGAGACCUCAUGAGUGCAGUGAAUGUGGGAAAGCCUUCAGCCGAAAGUCUCACCUCAUUGGGCACCAGAAAGUUCACACAGCAAAGCCAUAG
Molecule: messenger RNA, 1704 nt
Organism: Odobenus rosmarus divergens (Pacific walrus)
Lineage: Eukaryota; Metazoa; Chordata; Mammalia; Carnivora; Odobenidae
Product: zinc finger protein 551-like
Exons: 3
Coding region: 1-1704 (567 amino acids)
Biological process (GO): regulation of transcription by RNA polymerase II
Cellular component (GO): nucleus
Molecular function (GO): RNA polymerase II transcription regulatory region sequence-specific DNA binding; DNA-binding transcription factor activity, RNA polymerase II-specific
Source: RefSeq, a predicted model, not a curated record